Molecule: messenger RNA, 2711 nt
Organism: Symsagittifera roscoffensis
Lineage: Eukaryota; Metazoa; Xenacoelomorpha; Acoela; Convolutidae
Product: b(0,+)-type amino acid transporter 1-like
Exons: 5
Coding region: 830-2329 (499 amino acids)
Biological process (GO): amino acid transmembrane transport
Cellular component (GO): membrane
Molecular function (GO): L-amino acid transmembrane transporter activity
Source: RefSeq, a predicted model, not a curated record
UUACAACUAGUGUUGUAGCCAGUUGAGCAAGUUUUUAUCGUUGGCAUUAUAAAAAAAAUGAAACUCAAACUGAUUCAAGUGUUUUUUUUUUUUCAAAUUCCGCCUUUCUUUUAAGCAUUGUUAGUUUAAGAUAAUAUUCACGGUCGCCAUGUUUUCUCGCUAGUUUCGAAUUGAAUGAUCUGUCGUGAAAUUUAAUUAAAUUUAUCGUCAUCAAAGGAAAAUCGAGUCAAUCAAACACCCGCGUUCUAUCAGAUAUGGAUUAAACUGUGUUAUGUUUACAAAUGGAGCUAAGAUAGUCAGUAUCUUCUUCAGCUUCGCUGCGCUUUAGAAUGAGAUAUUUAUUACAUUUACUGAGAUCGAACUGGAUUAGUGUGAUAGUUUGGAACACAUCUUAGUUAGCCGCUCUGCCAUUGAUCAUAGGCGUUGAUUUAUAAUUUAAUUGCAUACAAGUUGAUUCAUUUUUAUUUGACAUAAUUUAUUACGCUUUCUCUCAGAUUCGACUGCUCUAUUAUAUUAGUCAUAUUGGGGUUUCUUACGAAAAUGUGCAGCAAAACUUCAGCUUCAAACAUGAUUGUCUUUUUCUCGACUUACUGAUCAUCAAAGUGACAUUGACUUACCAUUUCGAUUGUAUCAAAACGUGUUCAAGUUUUCAUUUUGUACGGGAUUUAACUGAGAAUUUAAAGUUAUCAAGUACCAACUUUGAGUAAGUUGCAGUUUUUUUUGCGAUCUGCAGUUAUAGAGAAGCCCUUUACUGUUGCGAUAUUGGCGAUUACUAUUGCUGUCAAGUUAUAGUGAUUGACCGUAGCUGUGGAAAAAAGAAAGAUAUAAAAUGGCAUCAGGUCAAGGCAACGAAGUGAAACUGGAGCGAAGCGUCGGGUUGAUCAGCGGAAUCGGCUUGACUAUGGGAACCAUGAUCGGAUCGGGGAUCUUCGCCUCAGCUCCCGGAGUCGUGCAGUACAGCGGCAGUGUGGGCAUGAGUCUAAUCGUGUGGUUCAUCUCAGGUCUCAUAGCUCUUCUCGGGGCUAUUAGUUACUGUGAAUUGUGCACUAUGAUCACAAAAUCAGGAGGGGAGUAUCAGUAUCUGAAUCAAGCGUACGGACCAAUUCCUGCUUUCUUGUUCUCGUGGACCGCCGUUAUCAUCUUGAGGCCAGCACAAGCUGCGGCUAUUUCUCUUACAUUUGCAUCGUAUCUAGUGCGGGCAGUCACAGAUGCGAUGGGGGUGGAGGAGGGCUGUGACAUGGUGUGGGCUGAGAAGUGCUUUGCCCUGGCGAUCAUUCUCAUAGUGGCAUUUGUGAAUGUGAUGAGUGCCAAGUGGGGAGCAUAUCUGCAGAACGUAUGUCUGGCUGCCAAAUUGUUUGCCAUUGCCUUCAUUGUGGUCAUCGGCUUGAUAGAGCUGGCAACUGGAACUACGGAACAUCUCAGCAAGGGUUUCGAGAACAGUGAGACGAACCCAUUCACGAUCAGUCUGGCUUUCUACAAUGCCCUGUGGGCCUAUGACUGCUGGAACACUGCUGUCUACGGGGCCGAGGAGAUGAAGGACCCUCAGAAGAACCUUCCCAGGGCUCUGUUGAUCGGAAUCCCUCUAGUCAUGGUGUGCUACCUGCUAACUAAUCUGGCUUACUUCACUGUGUUGAAUACAAAUGAACUGACCAGUUCUCUAGCUGUCGCUAUUCUGCUUGGUGAGAAGACGAUUCCCAAGUGGAUCCAGUGGAUAAUCCCAGUGUGCGUCUGUUUCUCAACCCUCGGAGCCACAAACGGAACAAUGUUCGGAGCUGCACGACUCACGUUCGCCGCCGCCAGAGAGGGACACCUGAUGACCACUCUCUCGUUCUGCGACGUCAACAAAAAGACACCCUCAACUGCUCUGUACUUUCUAACUUUCCUCUCUUGUGUCUAUGUCAUACCUGGUGAUUUCUCCGCGCUGCUUAACUAUUUUAGUUUCGCAGCCUGGCUCUUCUACGGUUUAACAGUGUUUGGAGUUAUUCUAAUGCGAUUCACGCAGCCAGACGCGGAACGGCCGAUCAAAGUGCCGAUAGUCAUCCCAGCUAUAUUUGUGCUCAUUGCAGCGUACUUGGUUGUAGCGCCCCUAGUUAAUAACUUCGAGUGGGCUUACGUUGGGGCCGCAGGGUUCAUUCUGUUGGGUCUGGUUGUGUACUACCUACCUGUAGUGUACUGUGGAUACAAUUGCUCAUUCAUGACGCCGUUAGUGAAGUUUUUCCAGUAUCUGUUCAUGGUUGCGCCUUCUACGUACAACGAAGUCGAAGAUAAGACGUUGGAAUUAGAUGAUGGCAAAGGAAAAUCGUCGGAAAAGCCCGAAGCAGAAGCCUAAGAUACGCAAAAAAAUGGUUUGGAUCAAGUUUUACCAGUCAUCAAGCAAUUAGAUAAUCCUCUGAUUGAAAAAUGUUUGUAAUCUUACAAAAUAACUCAUUUUCGUAUAAGCUUUUGUUCAUCUUGCAAAGCAAGUUUCGAGGCAGUAAAAAUAUAAAUACUGAUAUAAUUAUUUGAUAGUAUAUGGCCUAAUGGUUUCAUUGAGAGAUUAAAAUUGAUUAGUAGGCAUGUUUUGACUUGAAUGGUUGAUGUUACAAAUUGUUCAGAAAGCCAUCAUUUUGGUUUUUGCUAUGCCUGCACUGGUCACCAAGUGAUCAGGUUAUCAAAAAGUGCCUUUUUAAAAUUGGUUGUUAUCAGAUGUUGCGAAACAAGCGAACAUUCAU